GUGUGGGACGAGAUGCGCGGGCGGUGCCUUGGCGUGAACCCGGUCACCUGCGGCUGCCUGCUGGACGCCUGCGUCAAGUGCGGGCACCUCGACAAGGCGAUGCACAUCUUCCAGGAGAUGCGCCUGCAGGGGCUGCACAAGAACACGGUGCUCUACGCCACGCUCAUCAAGGGGCUCGCCAAAGCCCGCGACCUGGCCAGCGCCGUGCAGCUCUACCAGGAGAUGCGCCACGAGCGAGUGCCUUGCAACCUGGUGACCUUCAAUUCGCUCAUGGACGUGUGCGUCCGGUGCGAGGACCUGCAGACGGCGGCGCUGUUCCUGCAGGACAUGAUGCAGAUGGGCAUCGAGCCCGACCUCAUCACUUUCAGCACCCUGAUCAAGGGGUACAGCCACACCGGCGAGGUGCACAAGGCCAUGGCGCUUUCCAGGGAGCUGAAGUCCCGCGGCCUGAAGUGCGAUGAGAUCAUGUACAACAGUCUCAUCGACGGCUGCGCCAAGGCUGGCAAGUUGGAAGAGGGACUCUCCGUCUUCAGCGACAUGCUCCAGUCGCGCGUCCCCCCCUCCAACAUCACGUUCUCGAUCCUGGUGAAGCUGCGCUUCGAGGACGUGGACAAGGAGUAUGGAGAUGACCAGGGUGAGAUGGAGCACAUGGAGCAUGGGAGGUAG
This is a messenger RNA of Prorocentrum cordatum, 666 nucleotides long. The record is from the annotation of a GenBank genome assembly. Lineage: Eukaryota; Dinophyceae; Prorocentrales; Prorocentraceae.